CAAUGAUUGUGCUGCAGUCUCUUGGUAUGGGUUAUUGAUGAUAAGUCUUCUUAUAGCGAUUGAUACGUGCUUCAAUAUCUACUUAAUGUUGCAGGCUCAAGAUCCAAAGAUUGCCAUGAACUAUACUGCAUCAUGUUUCUGUAACAAUAGUCUCUUGCUCCUUUGCUACUACAGCGGUCAACGUAUUUCCAAUCAGAAUGAAAUACUGCGUAGAUGUUUAGCAGAUCUUCCAUGGACCAAUAAGCCACUAUGGUUCAAGCAGAGCAUGCUCAUAAUGAUGACAAGAGCUAAUGUUGACACUGAAAUCAAUCCAUAUGGAGUUUUCGUUCUCAACCUCAUGUCCUACACAGAUUUGAUGAAAGCUGCUUUCUCUUUUGGAAACAUUCUAUACAGAAGAAAAAAAUUGGACUCGAUGAAAACUUGAAUUUUU
Messenger RNA from Nilaparvata lugens (brown planthopper), 430 nucleotides. RefSeq lists its product as uncharacterized. Gene Ontology annotation, cellular component: plasma membrane. The record is from RefSeq and is a predicted model, not a curated record. Gene Ontology annotation, molecular function: odorant binding; olfactory receptor activity. The transcript has 4 exons. Gene Ontology annotation, biological process: sensory perception of smell; detection of chemical stimulus involved in sensory perception of smell. The coding region runs from base 38 to 424 and encodes 128 amino acids. NCBI's taxonomy places the organism in Eukaryota, Metazoa, Arthropoda, Insecta, Hemiptera, Delphacidae.